UUCAGGUAAGAACUCCGAUAACUCCGGCAAUUAUAUCAAUUACCGGAAAAAUGGCGAUCGUCUCUCGAAGCAGUUCAAGAAAUUGGAUUUUUCCUCUGAAAGUUCUGCUCAUCUUGGUUGGUGUCUGUUCGCUGGCUGUGGUUUUAAAGCUCUCCCUUCCGGUGUUAUCGGGCUUCUUAGUUUCUCAACUUCCUCUGCUUUGGAGCUCUCUGCGCUCGUGGCUUACGCCUCCGUACCUCUACUUCGUCAUCAAUGGCAUCAUCAUUACCAUAGCUGCGUCUUCGAGGUUCCAGCAUAAGGUCGAAGAGCAGCCGGAGCUAGUAGUGCCAGUAGCGGUGCCGGUGAAAGCUGAGGUACGACCUGAUUUCACCGUUGCCACGGGAUACGACGCCGUGGUGUUGAAGAAUCCUGUCAGCGUAGCACAACAGUUCGAUUACGAUGCUGUUGCUACGGCGAAGGAUCUUGUGGAGGCUACUCAGCCUGUUUAUGGAGAUUUGGUGCCGGCGAUGGUGUACGGACAGGAUGAGGUUAGUGUGACGGAAGUGAAGAGUCCUGUGGUGAGCACUUCCGAGGACGACGACGAUGAGGAUGGCUUCGUGAUUUCGAGGUCGACUUGGAUGCCGCAGGCCAGGGACUCAACGGAGAUUCCAGCUGAUUAUUCGUUUGCGACGGAGAAACCUCUGGUUUCCGUUCGAUUUGGGUACCGGAAAAACGUCAAAUCUAGUCCUGAAGCUGGCAGAACACUGGGGGUGACGAAGUGGAAGCGAAACGAUACGCUGGAGAGCACAUGGAAGAUGAUAACGGACGGGCGCCCGAUCCCACUGACCCGACAUCUCAAGAAAUCCGAGACGUUUGACAUGUUGGGUCGACACAACGGCGGCAACAAUCCCAACUCGGGCUCACCAGAGGGGUCCCCUGUGAAGAUGAUGAAAUCUGAGACGUUCAAGAGCCACAACAGCAACACCUCGUCGUCGUCACCGUCGCCCAGUUCGGGAAAGCUCCGGAGGGAACCGUCACUGGGCCAAGAAGAGUUGAACCGGCGGGUCGAGGCAUUCAUAAAGAAAUUCAACGAGGAGAUGAGGUUGCAGAGACAAGAGUCUUUGAAUCAAUACCAUGAGAUGAUCAACCGUGGUGCAGCACCUUAACCAUUGGUACUCUGUGCCU
Telopea speciosissima is the source of this 1164-nucleotide messenger RNA. RefSeq lists its product as uncharacterized. The transcript is spliced from 3 exons. Lineage: Eukaryota; Viridiplantae; Streptophyta; Magnoliopsida; Proteales; Proteaceae. Bases 51 to 1145 code for a protein of 364 amino acids. The record is from RefSeq and is a predicted model, not a curated record.